Molecule: messenger RNA, 4431 nt
Organism: Caenorhabditis bovis
Lineage: Eukaryota; Metazoa; Nematoda; Chromadorea; Rhabditida; Rhabditidae
Source: the annotation of a GenBank genome assembly
AUGGGGAAAUACACCGCUAACGCCGCGAAUUGCAAGCAACUUCGGUGCGAAUGCGAACUUGGAACGAAAUAUUCAUGCGAGAUCGCUUGCACGUAUGGCACAAGCCGAAGAAGCGGCACCUGCUUCUUCCUCAACGCAUGGUGUGCUCAUGAUAAGGAUUGAGGAUAUCGAAGAAACAGGGGAAUGAAUGAAAAUGCCGGAUUGCUUCGAGAAUUCACUAGAAUGAUUCGAGACACUCCACGAAAGACCAAAGGUGGAACGUAUGAAUUCUCUGAUAUGGAUUUUGGAACAUUGGAUCGCGAUCCUGAUCUGGAUCUCCUCUUGUCGAAAAUUUGUUUGGAGCGAUUCUACAUUGAAGUGAAAGGAGAUUUCACAAAAAAAGCGGAUAAGGUGUUUUUAUCACAGAGUCUUGGACAGUUGUAUCUGAAUCUUGUUUCGAAUCAAGACAAGAUUAUGAAAGUGAUUCCUGUUUUUAAAAAUAUAUCAAAACUUGCGGAGAUGUCACAGAAAAUGGAUGCGGUAAAGGUUUUCACAAUUCCGUGCUUAGAUGCGAUCUCGAUACCGUCUGAUGGAAUCACAGUUGUGCUGGAAAUAAGUAAAUCGAUUGCAUUAUUCACGGGAUGUGAACGAAUUUCAAUGGUUUAUGUGGAGCAGAGCGUACCAUUGUCUGAAGCGACAAGACUUUUUCCGUAUGAGGGCAACUCGUUUUUGGCGCUUUCCGGCGGUACUCUAUCAAAAAUUGAAUUGCAGCCGGCAUAUGAAUGCCAAUUAGUUGGUGAAAUAUUAUCAACCUGCUUACGAGUUGUUCCUUUCGAUAUUGGACAGGAAUUGGUGAAAGAAUGGCGAUCAAUGUCCCGCGAACACCUUGGGACAAAAUGUAAUGGAGAUGUACAAAAACAUGAGCUUGAAGAUGUGAUGUUGUUUAUUUUGCGUAAUUUUGGACUCAAUAUGGAAAUGGACCCAUCGGAAGUUGCUCCUUCUCCUGACGGGCGUCGUGAGAAGAAGCCGCGGCAAUCUGUCGAGGAUAUUUGGCAGCGUGUCUGCCAGCUUCGAGCCGAAGAAAGUAUUUUCAUACAUGAAAUGGAUAAAAAGAACGCUUAUAUCACAUUAAACACACAAUCGAAAUACCGAAAAUACGCUCGAGAUGUGGUUUUGGGAUUGUAUGGGUUGUUUGAAGACUGGAUGAUGAAUGUGUGGAAGCAUCAUGCAUUGCCGACCAUCGUUCCUUAUAUGUACUCAUUUGCAAGAACACUUAAUGAGCAACGAAUGACGAUUUAUUACAUCAAUGGUUUCUAUGAUCUACUCACUGAACUCAAUAUUACGAUUCCGGACAACUGUGAUGAAUUUUUCGAUUCCGAGAAAAAAUAUGUUCAACGCCCUUUCCUGCCGUCAAUGUGGUCGCUUAUUGGAUCAAUUGUCACGACUAAUAGGGAAUUGCCUGAAGUUUGUCCGGUGCCGACGUGUUUCACGAGAUAUUGCGUUCGGCUCUUGACAGUUUUCGCUGUUGGUUCGAGACACCUUUCAACCGAUUUGGAGUGCCGCUUGUGGCUUGGCGAAAACUAUGCGAAGAGGCUCGGGCUCAAUGAAGCUUCGAAAUUGAAGUUUUUAGCAAUUAUUGGUGAUGAAAAUUCAAAUAAAUCGGAUUGCGCUACUGAACUCAUCAGAUUCUUCAACUUCAGUCAUUCGAUGCUUGUCAGUCUUCCAGUUAGCGCGCGAAUUAUAUUAUUGAAGUAUAUGUCUGAAGCAUCUGAUGGACUCAAAUAUCAUAUUCCUCACGAAUGCCAAUUCCCAACUGAUGACGAACACGCGCAGAUAUUCGCUGCCCGAUGGCCGCAUGACAUUCGCAUCAAAAAUGCCGAAAUGAUGCUAAACUCGUCGAGACCUGUGCUGAUUGCAACAAGUAGCUUAAUUGGAUUGGGGGAUGAUAUUCAGCUGAAAGAUGCUCAAGAUAGAUUCUUGACCCAAUCAUCAAUCCGAUACUUCUCGCAAGCAUUCGGUCGUGGAAUGCUUCAAUUCCGGUCAAUUGUGCCAACAUUAAUGGAUCCUAUUGAUAUUCCGCCUCUCAAUCUUACUGGUGUACUCUAUCCUGCUCGAGUUACUUGUGAUCCAGUCAAUACAGAAUCAUAUCGGAUUCACUCGGAAUGGGCUGAAUUUUACAAUAGUACUGCCGCGGCCCUUUCGGUUGGAUCGAGUGAUAUGGUGAAAAUCGAUAAUGAGUAUAUACUGAUGGUGCUCAAGAUUAGCAAAAAUCAUGCCGUCGUUGCGGGACUCACGUAUGGAUUUGGAUUGAAUGGUCAUCUUGCCAACAUGAACAUGUAUCAUGCUCAUCAAAUGCUCGAAACGUUCGAUCGAUUCCAUUCGACUGGAUUGCUGUUGGGUCUAGCUGCAUCGAAAUUGAAAACGUGCGAUAUUCAAAUCUACAAAAUUCUUGCGACUUAUUUACAAUUCCUCAUGGGACCCACAUUGUUGGAAAUUCGACUCGAUUGCACGAUUCAGACGGCGGCAGUUACAGCACUCGGAUUAUUGUUCGCCGAUUCGGGUAAUAUGAAUAUAGCCAAGAAGCUUGUGAACGAGAUAGGACGAUCGCCAAACACUGAAGAUCAACCUGUUUCGGAUCGAGCCGCCUAUAAGUUGUGUGCAGGAUUUUCUCUGGGAUUGAUUAUGCUGGGAAAAGGUAAUGGAGUCGGAGCUCAUGCAGUUCCAUUCAAACAAAUGAUACCGCAGCUGUCUGAGCGGCUCAUCGUGAUGAUGAAUGGCGGCUUGAAAAAGCACUGUGUGUAUUUACCGCAGAACGUAGUUCCAUUAAUAACUGAAAUCAAUGCGCUACCUUAUAUUCCGCAAGCCAGAACUCAGACAUCAAAUCAAGGUCCGAAUCAUGUUCAAGAUGCCGAAAAUGUUAACAUUCAUUUGUCGUCGCAGCCAGCGGCGAUUGCUCUUGGAUUCAUGUUCAUGAGGACUGGUAACAAGUAUAUUGCCGAUCAGUUGACGUUGCCGGAAUCAAUUAGCAUCAUAGAGACCAUUCGACCAGAUUGUAUUUUCGCGCGCGUUCUCUCAUAUUGUCUCAUUAUGUGGGAUGACGUGAAAAUCGACUUCGACUGGGUCGUGAGUCUUGUUCCGAAAACGAUAAUGGUGUAUCUGAAGAAGACGCUCAAAUAUUCUCCGUAUUUGGAAGGAGAGCCUCUCGUUGAAGAAGAAAAUCUUUAUUGGGAGGAGAUUGUCGACAGGAACACACUCACUCAAGCAUAUCUGUACACUGUAAUGGCGGCAUGUGUUGUGAUCGCGAUCAAAUACGCAUCGGCCUAUGGGCCGCCUGAAGAUGAUAAUACCGAACGAGCAAUUGAAUUAUUCAUUCGUUUCAUGACGCCAAUUAUUCCCGAAGAAGUACAACCGAAGGAUGUCUCUCAUGCGAGAUUCUGUACGAAAGCUGGAAUGAAUUUGGCAACGAUCGCGCAAUCUAUGUUGACAUUGUGUAUGGCAAUUGUUAAAGUCAGUACUGGAGAUAAAACUGCUCUUCGAUAUGCACGAUUAUUGCGGAUCAAUGAAAGACCACUUGACGACAACUGGUCGAGAGGUGGUCGAGCUCACAGCUCUCAAGUUGCUGCUCAUCAAGCCAUCGGACUACUAUUUUUGGGAAAUGGAAGAUAUGCCAUCAAAAAAGACAAUUUAUCCAUUGCUCUUCUGAUUAUAUCGUUGUUUCCGGCGAAUAUGCCCAAUGUUGCCGAUAAUACGACAUUCCAUCAACCUUUGCGGUUUUUGUGGACACUGGCGACUGAGCCGAGACUUGCCGUCCCAUUUGAUUGUUUGGAAAAGAGUGUGACCACGUGUGAUUGUAUUGUUACCAUUAAGAGAAAAGAUGCACAUGGAGCGAACACGAAGCUUACGUACAAAUUGCCUGGACUUUUGCCUCCUAUUGAAGAAAUUUUGUGUAUUGAAAUUGGAGGCGCACCGUAUGAAUGGCAGAGAAUUGAAGUGAACAAUGAGAAGGAUCGGGAUAUGAUCCGUGAGAUUCUGACGAUUGGGCACGGGCGAUUCAAAAUGCGACGGAUUGGAUCACCAUGCAAUUCUGAUGAAGGAGAGGUCCGAAUCGACAGUCCAAGUUACAUGGAGCAGCUCUCGUCGUUUGAUACGCUAUUUAAGUUCAAUAUUUUCGGGCCAACGAGAAUCGAGGAGGCUCGAUAUCGUGAAUCGGUGAAAUUGAAUAAAAAUCAUUUGAGAAUGGCGAAAUCCGACAAGUAUCCACAGAUUCAGACCUGCCUUAAAUAUUUGUUCCAGCAACUUGACGAUACUCCCAAUGAGCUUGUUGGUGUUCAAUACUACAAUCUGAAACUAGGACAACGGGUGACAAAUAGCUGGGACGGUGAAGGAAUGCUGUCUUAUAUGUUCGGAAAAGAAGCAGCUCGAUUCCGGCGGUUCCCUGGCGACGAUUAUUAA